ACCUGCCACUGACCCUGUCAUAAGCGGGCACACAGCCAUGGCAAACAGGGGAAGUUACACAAGGGUGCAAAACUGUUUAUGGAGCCAGAUCACACACUAGUCCCAGUGUUGCCUUGUGGGUAGUAGGUGGGGCUUCUGGCAUUUGCGUGGGGGCUCUCCAAUGAGACCCAGAGCAGGAUAAGGCUCCAGCCUUCUGGUUUUCAUAACAGAAGCUCCCUCCAGUAGGGUUGAGGCAUGGGAGGAGCUUGCCCAAACUCAAAUAAACACUGACAUGCAGCAUCUUCUGAGGAUGUGCAGCCUCCACAGGACACACUACAACAGCUAGAAGGACAAGGACAGCUGAAACCUCCGGCAAGAUGAUCAAGUCCUUCAAGCAAACAUUUCUGUCCCUGGACCUGCAGUCUCCUCGCUGGAGCUCAGUAGAGGCAAUGGCAAAGGACUAUGAACUGCGUCAGUACGAGACAGCAAAGUGGGUCAGCACAGUCAUCAGGGGAGAAACCCAGAAGGAAGCAAUGCGCCAGGGCUUCUGGAAACUCUUCCACUACAUCCAGGGAAAGAAUGAAAAAGAAGUGAAGAUUGAUAUGACUGUGCCAGUGACCUGCCUGGUAAAAUCAGGCUGCACAGACUUCAAGAUCUCUUUCUUUGUGCCAUUUGAACACCAGGACUGUCCCCCUCAGCCCACUGACUCAGAUGUGUUCAUUGAGGAACGGAAGGCAGCAGCUCUCUUUGUCAGGUCCUUCGGUGGCUUUGCCUCUCCAGAGAAAUAUGCUGAGGAAGCUGAUGCCUUGGCCAGAACCUUAAGAAACAGAGGCCAGCCAUUCCACGAAGACUUCUUCUAUACUGCAGGCUACGACAGUCCCUUCAAGCUCUUUAACAGGCAUAAUGAAGUGUGGUAUUUUAAAAAGUAACAUGAGGGGUGAAUAUUAAGAGGCUACUAAUCAGCUCUGGAUGAAAGCAGGCCUUAUUAUUGGCUUUUGUUUUGGUGCAGGAAAGAUUUAACUCGCAUGU
Molecule: messenger RNA, 1008 nt
Organism: Sturnus vulgaris (Common starling)
Lineage: Eukaryota; Metazoa; Chordata; Aves; Passeriformes; Sturnidae
Gene: HEBP2
Product: heme binding protein 2
Cellular component (GO): cytoplasm
Molecular function (GO): heme binding
Source: RefSeq, a predicted model, not a curated record